Drosophila kikkawai is the source of this 451-nucleotide messenger RNA. RefSeq lists its product as uncharacterized. The record is from RefSeq and is a predicted model, not a curated record. NCBI's taxonomy places the organism in Eukaryota, Metazoa, Arthropoda, Insecta, Diptera, Drosophilidae.
GUGACUCUAGACAAAGGUCCACAGAGACGCUAGAUCUGGGGUAUCUCUAAACAAGAGUUUGUUUUUCUGUAGCUCAACACUGCCUAUCGGUGGAGGCAGUUUUUCCGAACCACACAUUUGAAUAGUUUUAACUCGAAUGGUCAGAAUGCGUCUCACCUUUGGAGCUUGGUUUCUGGCGACUCUUGUGGCGAUUCUUGUGGUGAUCACAACUGCAGAAUCCUUAGGAAAAUCGCGAAAUCGAGAGGAUCGUUUCGAUCUGGAGAACGAAAGCCUUAACUCUUGUGAAAGUGCCGAGAGUGGGGAAGAGUAUAGCACCUGCAGGGAGACACAAACUGAAUAUCCAAAGCGAAAGACAUUUCGAUUUGCCAUUUAAGUCAAAAUAAUUUGAUUGGAAAUAAAAUAGAUUAUUAAUAAGUAAAUAAUUAUAUCUUAUAUGUUAUAUCAAAUUUCA